AUGCAGACAGCAGACACGCGCGUCCCUCACGCCGCUCGCCCUCCAGCAACCGUCAACUUUCGUCCCUACUUCCUUCUUACUUCUUACUUCCUUCUUACUUCCUUCUCACGACCUGCAAGGGAAGGGGAUUGGGUGGUGGGUGUCUCCCGUUGCAGCCCGCGGUUGCAGACGUGCAGACAGCAGCCACUCGCCACUCCCUCCCACCGUGUUCGCGUCCGUCCAAAUUUCCAGAAGUCGCUCGCCACCCGCACGCCCCCGCGCGUGCAUCCUCACGCGUCUUCCCACGCGCCCCCGCGUUCGCAUUCGCCCUAUUCUCCAUCCGCGCACCCGCUCAUCUCGUUGUCCGUACACCCCUGCCUGCGCGUGCAUCCUCGUGGGUCUUCCCAUUGCAGCCGUGCAGACGGCAGGCAGACACACGCGCGCGUCCCUCUCUCACGUCGCUCGCCCUCCACCCUGCAUCACCUCCACCAACCGCACUUCACACUGCCUUCGUACUUCCUUCUCACGACCUGCAAGGGAAAAGGGGUUCGGUGGGUGUCUCCCGCUGCCGCCUGCGGUUGUUCCAGCAGACGUGUAGAGAGCAGACACACACGCACAGCCCCCACCAGCCUUCCUGCUCACGUUCCGCUCGCUCGCGCCCCAUGCUCUGAACCUCCGUGCGUCUUCCCAUCAGCGCCCGCGGUUGUCCCAGCAGACGUGCAGACGGCAGACGCGCGCCACUCGUUCGUUCCUUGUGCCCCAGACGCGCCAUUCCUCGCCACUCACUCGCUUCACUUUAGACCUGCAAAAGGGGGGGAUUGGUGGGUGUCUUCCGUUGCAGCCUGCAGUUGUCCCAGCAGAUGUGCAGACAGCAGACACACACGUGCGCGCUCCCUUUACCCGCCCGCGUCUUCUGGUUGUCCUACUCGCUCGUUUCCCUUCUUCAUGUUCACUCGCGUCUUCCCAUCAGCACCUGCGGUUGUCCCAGCAGACGUGCAGACAGCAGAUGCGCAACACCCGCUACGACCGACCCUCGCCCCACGCGCGUUCACGCCUCAAGCCCGCACUCCUGUGUCUUCCUAUCAGCACCCACGCUUGUUCAACGGACGUCCAGACAGCAGACACAACCACCGACUCCCAUCCAACGAGUUUGCUUCUUUGCUUCUCAACCUGCAAGGGGGAUGGCGAGUGUCUCCCGUCACCGCCUGCGGUUGUCCCAGCAGACGAGCAGCCAGCAGACACACACAACUUGUCACGGCCGUCGCCUGCGCGUUCACCCCUCGAGCCCACACCCGCGCCCUCGUGUCUUCCCAUCAGCACCCGCGGCUGUUCAACGGACGUGCAGACAGCAGGCACGCAGCCUCACAUCCAACGCGUUUGCUUCUCGACCUGCACGGAAAAAGGGUUGGCGAGUGUCUCCUGUCGCCGCCUGCGGUUGUUCCAACAGACGUGCAGCCAGCAGACGCGCCAAUCAAUACCGUUCCUCGCCCCACCCUCGUUGGUCACUCGUGCUCGCUCGGCCCGUGCACCUUCUCAAAUGCCCCUCUGGUGGUGCUUCAAGAUCCUGCAACAAAGAAGGGGGUGUGGUUCUCCUGCAGCCUGUGGUUAUCCCAGCAGACGUGCAGCCAGCAGACACGCGCCACUCGAUCCCGCUCGCGUUCGCCCACACCCGUUCUUCUCUCCCUCGCGUUCGCCUGGAAACGUUUUAGCACAGCCGCCACAGAGCCACCGGUUUUAACCUGCAAACACAAGCGCAUCCCGUGCGUCUUCCCGUCUCAGCCGGUGGUUCUUCACUCGGCCGUGCAGACAGCAGACACAUGGCGUCCAUUCGUUGUGUGUGUUCAAGCCCCGAUCAGCACCCCGCCCUUUGCGCCUCAACGGUCGCUCGCCCACAGUGCUUCCUAG
Messenger RNA from Closterium sp. Naga37s-1, 1884 nucleotides. Lineage: Eukaryota; Viridiplantae; Streptophyta; Zygnematophyceae; Desmidiales; Closteriaceae. The record is from the annotation of a GenBank genome assembly.